Molecule: messenger RNA, 1593 nt
Organism: Leptosia nina
Lineage: Eukaryota; Metazoa; Arthropoda; Insecta; Lepidoptera; Pieridae
Source: the annotation of a GenBank genome assembly
AUGGCACCAGGCGAGAAAAAGGGCACGAUCAUUCUGGACAAUUUUAACUCAACUCAGCGCGACGAGUACCAGGUCUUGCUGCAAGCCUAUCACAAUCAGCAAACGAAUAUAUCGUGCUGUUUCUUUUCAAAGAAAUACAUGAUAAGACAGAACUAUAUAAAUCUGGAGACGUUCUUGCAUAAUUUAGACAAUCGGGCGAAUCUUACGGCGAACCCAGGAUUCCAGUCAACUCUAACGCUAGGAUCAAAGGAGGCCAUUACUGAGAAGGCAUAUAAUCCCUUUGAGCACAGAAGAGUGGAACACCCCAAUUCAACAAUCGGCUCCUUGGCUCAUCUUCUAAAAUCCUCGCUCGGUUCCGGUAUCCUGGCUAUGCCUGCAGCUUUCAGGAACGCUGGAUUAGCUGGCGGAGCGAUUGGCACCAUCGUUGUUGGCUUCAUCUGUACACACUGCGUCUAUGUUUUGGUAAAAACGUCACAAGAAGUAUGCGUGGAGGCGAAAAAACCAUCUAUGGGAUUUGCCGAAACGUGCGGUGCAGCCUUUGAGUAUGGGCCAAGGAGAUUGAGACCUUGGGCCAAGACAGUUAGAAUCUUCGUGGAUUGGGCACUGACCUGUACUUAUUUAGCGGCUCUGAGCGUCUACAUUGUAUUUAUCGCAGAAAAUUUUAAAGAGGUUCUAGAUGAAUAUGUACCGGACUACAAGCUAUCCGUGGAGACUUACUGCGCCCUAACUCUGGUUCCUUUAGUCCUAAUCUGUCAGAUACGAAACUUAAAAUGGCUGGUGCCCUUCACGGUUGUUGCAAAUGUGUUCCUGGUUGCCUGCUUUGCGAUCACUAUGUACUAUAUAUUCACGGACCUACCUAACCCUAAAGACAGAGAAAUGAUCGCCAGUGUCACGCAAUGGCCCCUGUUUAUAAGUACAGUAAUAUUCGCUAUGGAAGGAAUAGGUGUGGUGAUGCCAGUAGAGAAUGAGAUGGCGAAACCAGAGCAGUUCCUGGGUUGUCCAGGAGUCCUCAACGUGGCGAUGACGGUGGUCAUCGCUUUGUACGGAAUCGUUGGGUUCUUUGGCUACAUUAAAUUCGGGGAUGAAGUUCGUGGCAGUGUUACGUUAAACUUACCGCAGGACGAAAUGCUCGCACAAAGCGCAAAGAUUCUAAUGGCUCUAGCUAUCCUGUUCACGUAUAGUCUCCAGUUCUAUGUUCCCAUGGAGAUGAUCUGGAGGCAACUACAUCAGAAGAUAGCAGUUAGAUACCAUAAUAUCACACAGAUCAGUCUAAGAACAGCGGUUGUGAUAGGUUCAGUUGCUCUUGCCGCUGCGUUCCCAGAUUUGGAACUCUUUAUCAACCUUUGCGGUGCCAUCUUCCUUUCAACCCUCGGCCUCUUGAUACCAGCGAUUGUCGACAGUGUCCACAAAUGGGAGAGAGGACUUGGGCAGUUCAACUGGAUCCUUAUUAAAAAUUGUGGCAUCGCGCUUUUGUCGCUCGUUGCUUUAUCUACGGGAUCAUAUACUUCCAUACACGCCAUGGUGGUCAAAUUCAGUGAACCGGUGGAAAUCGCGAAUGCAACUACUACUAUCAAUGCUACGUUAACUUUGUGA